This is a messenger RNA of Chara braunii, 3040 nucleotides long. Lineage: Eukaryota; Viridiplantae; Streptophyta; Charophyceae; Charales; Characeae. The record is from the annotation of a GenBank genome assembly.
GCUAGACCUGUUGACAUUUGCAGACUUCCAAUGGAUGCCCCUUCCCCCGUCCGGUCGAUUGUCGAAACCGCAUUGCAACGUGCUCAUGGCACAAUUGCAUGAUUACUUGCACACUGCAGUACCAACUCCGUUGAUGGACGCUGGAGUAGAGGUUGUCGACCUUCACGACUACGUUGCGAAGAUCGACCACGAGUUCAAGACACAACGGUACGACGACAUCGACGUGCCAUUGUUAUACAUACACAUUCAGAUCGGAGAGGCGACCUGCAUCGCUUUGGUCGAUUGCGGAGCCACUCGCAACUACAUGAGCCAAAACUUUAUGGUACGCGCUGGCCUGGGGCCACGUGUUCACAGGAAGUCACAGCCCACGCAAGUCACAUUGGCCGACGGUCAUACGCACAAGUCAAUCGACCGGUGCAUUGAUGUCGUCCUCGUGUACUUUGCCCAGCAUGCAAGCGAGGCCGUGUCCUUCGAUAUUUUGGACACCAAGUUCGACGUGAUCUUGGGCAUGUCAUGGCUGCGAAGCGAGGAUCACCCGCUUCUCGACGCCUACGGCGACAUGUUCGACGCACCGCACAGAGUAGUACCAGAUCGGCCCAUCCACCACGAGAUCAUCCUCGAGGCCGGGGCCGUACCUCCGCGUGGUUGCAUCUACCGCAUGAGCGAGGAAGAGUUAAGUGUGCUACGGGCACAACUCGGCGACCUUCUCGAGAAAGGCUGGAUUCGGCCUAGCUCUUCACCAUACGGUGCCCUUGUUCUCUUCGUCCGGAAGAAGAACAAGGAUUUGCGGUUGUGCAUCGAUUAUCGCAAGCUCAACGCGCAAACCGUCAAGAACGCUGGCCCUCUUCCGUGCAUCGACGACCUCCUCGAACGGUUGGGCGGCGCCAAAUUCUUCUCCAAUCUUGACCUUAAAUCAGGAUAUCACAAACUUGAGAUCUGGCAGGAGGACCGCUACAAGACCGCGUUUAAGACGCGAUAUGGGCAUUUCGAAUGGCUGGUUAUGCCCUUUGGCCUUACGAAUGCCCCGACCACAUUCCAAGCGACUAUGACAACGGAGUUCCGACACAUGCGGGAUAGAUUUGUACUCAUCUACCUCAACGACAUCUUGGUGUACAGCCGGAUUUUGGACGAGCAUGUGGARCACCUGCGCACCGUUUUGGAGCGGCUACGACAAGCCAAGUACAAAGCCAACCGCGACAAAUGCGAAUUCGCGAGGCAAGAGCUGGAGUACUUGGGACAUUAUGUGACGCCGCAAGGCAUCCGUUCGCUUGCGGACAAGAUCGAGGCCGUCCUCUUGGAACAACACGACGGCGACGACAAGCACCCCGUGGAGUAUUUCAGCCACAAGGUGCCUCCCAUCAAUUCACUUGAUGAUGAAAGGAAGGAGCUGCUCGCGUUCGUGAUGGUUCUCAAGCGAUGGCGGCACUUCCUCCUUGGGCGUCGUAGGUUCACAUGGGUCACGGACAACAACCCAUUGACCAACUACAAGACGCAGGAUACGGUGAGCAGCACGAUCGGACGAUGGAUGUACUUCAUCAACCAAUUUGACUUCACACCGAAACAUCUCGACGGGUUCUCCAAUCGCGCAACAGAUGCACUCUCGCGAAGACCCGAUCUUUGCGCCAUGACACAUCAUGCCUUCGCAUUCGACGAGGAACUCCAGCGACACUUCAUCAGGGGCUAUGAGUCUGACCCGGAUUUCGCCAUGUUGUAUGCGCAACUAUCUUCGGAUCACCCGCCGGCCAGCCACUAUCGCAUCGUCGACGGGUACUUUCUCCUCCACUUGCGAGGCAAGGACUUAUUGUGUGUCCCACACGACCGUCGUCUUCAGACUCGCCUUCUCGGUGAGUACCAUGACUCGCGACUCGCCGGCCAUUUCGGAGUCAAUCGCACUAUUGCACGACUUCGACAACGAUUCCGAUGGCCCGACCUCAUUACCGAUGUCACUCGGUAUUGCGACUCUUGCGAAGUUUGCCGACGAAGCAAGCCCCGCAACCGCAAUCCCUAUGGCCAGUUGCGCCCGAUGCCUAUCCCACGGGAACCGGGCCUCUCCAUUGCCAUGGACGUCACCGGUCCGUUUCCACGUGACCGCCUCGGGCACGACGGCAUCCUCACGGUCGUUGACUGUUUGAGUGCACUAUGGACCAGGCGCAUCCUCUCCCGCGUGUUGCGUGGUUCUGUCAAUGAUGGAGACCUGACGGAAAUUGAGGCUAUUGCUGCUGGGAAGGCAAUUUUGUUUGGCAAUUCUGUACGGCUGUACGGACUGAAUGUGGCUACCAUAGCCAGCUGUAAGGAUUCUGAUGUGGUGAACAUCCAUCACCAGCAAAGCUCAGCAGAAACUGUGAGGAGCCCAGUCAUCAUCCCGAACCAAAAUGGAUAUGUGCGGAUGAUGUGGAUGGACAUUUCAGCAAUGAGGAGGUGUAAGGCUGUUCCAAAGCAACGGUAUGAGAAAGUCACAAUUGUUGAAGGGAUGACCACCCCCGAGGCAGUGAUUUCACUACCGAGUCUGUAUGAUAAAAUCGCUACUGGAUGCCCAUAUGGACUACAAAAGCAGGUUUGCGUGAUCCCUGAAGAAGACACUCGUCGUACAAUUCCCUGGUUUCCUGAUCACGAGAUGGUGCUUUCAACCUUUUAUAUAGCGCCGGGAAAAGUGUGGGAAUCCUGUCCUCGAGGCACUUUGGUUCGCAUGCUUGCGCAGCUCAAAGAAGAGUUCAACCUGGAGCUAUAUACAGGUUUCGAACACGAAUUCUAUCUGCUAAAACCAGCCACAGGGCCGGAAAGUGAGCUGAGAUGGAUGCCUAUCGAAUGUUCAAACUAUGCAUCUACAGGAGGCUUUAAUCGUGUUGCCCCGCUGCUCUCUCGCAUGAGUGAAACUUUGGCUAAAAUGGGGAUCAUCGUUGAUCUGGUAAGGACAUUUUCUGGAGCCUGUGAAUGUGAAACUGUAGUGCGUGUGUUGGUGUAAUGUGUGUGUGUUUUGUCAUGUUUGCUAAACACAACUCCACAAAAAGCACGACUGAACACAACUCCACAAAAAGCACGA